Molecule: messenger RNA, 2461 nt
Organism: Sphaerodactylus townsendi
Lineage: Eukaryota; Metazoa; Chordata; Lepidosauria; Squamata; Sphaerodactylidae
Gene: VIPR2
Product: vasoactive intestinal peptide receptor 2
Exons: 13
Coding region: 234-1550 (438 amino acids)
Biological process (GO): cell surface receptor signaling pathway; adenylate cyclase-modulating G protein-coupled receptor signaling pathway
Cellular component (GO): plasma membrane
Molecular function (GO): G protein-coupled peptide receptor activity; peptide hormone binding; vasoactive intestinal polypeptide receptor activity
Source: RefSeq, a predicted model, not a curated record
GUGGCGGUAGUGGCAGCAGCCGGCUCGCCACUGGCCGGAGAUCAUCCCAGCCCUUGGAGCGUGGGCGCCGGACAGCAGGCAGGCGGGAGUGACCCACGUGUGCGGAGGGCUCCACGCCGCGCCCUCCUUAUGCGUGUGCGGUGGGAUCCUCUCUGCAGCCUAGGAAGUCCUCGCAGCCGCCCCCCGCCUCCCCCGGCCAGCUGAUCCGGCGGCCCCUUCGCCACUCGCCAGGGAUGCAAAACUUCGCGCCUUUCCUCCUCUCCACUUGCUGGACUUUGGGGCUGGUACAUAGUAUUCACCCAGAAUGCAGAUUUCAGCUGGAGAUCCAUGAAGAGGAAAUGAAGUGCAUGGAAAUGUUAAAGAAUUCUAGGAGAGCAGAUUUUAAAGGAUGUGCUGGCACCUGGGAUAACCUAACCUGCUGGCACUCUGCAGAAGUUGGAGAAAUCGUGACAGUCCCUUGUCCAAAAAUCUUUAGCCAUUUUUUCAGCAAACCAGGAAACAUUAGCAAAAAGUGUACAAGUAGAGGUUGGACAGACAUAUUUCCAGAUUUCCUUCUUGCCUGUGGAUUUAAAAACAUUGAUGAGAACAGCGUGACUUUCUAUGUUCUGGUGAAAGCAAUUUACACCUUUGGGCACAGUGCCUCUCUCGUUGCUCUGACUACUGGAAGUAUCAUUCUUUGCCUUUUUAGGAAACUUCACUGUACUCGGAACUACAUACAUUUGAAUUUGUUCCUGUCUUUCAUUCUAAGAGCAAUCUCUGUUUUAGUCAAGGAUGAAAUCCUCUAUUCUAACAGCAGCAAAGAUCAGUGCCCAGAAGACCAAACAUCUUUGGUCGGCUGCAAGGUUAGCUUGGUAUUUUUCCAGUACUGUGUAAUGGCCAACUUUUACUGGCUCUUAGUUGAAGGACUUUAUCUCCACAUCCUCCUCACGAUCAUAUUCUCUCCUAACAGACACUUCACCAUCUAUCUCCUUAUUGGAUGGGGGAUCCCUACAAUAUUCAUAAUUAUGUGGAUAGUAUCUAGGAUUUAUUUAGACGACUCUGGUUGCUGGGAUACUAAUGAGCACAGUGGUCCUUGGUGGAUUAUAAAAUUACCGAUCCUAAUUUCUAUUCUAGUCAAUUUUAUACUCUUCAUUAGCAUUAUAAGAAUUUUACUACAGAAGUUGAGGUCACCAGACGUGGGAGGCAAUGACCAGUCCCAGUACAAGCGACUUGCCAAAUCCACGUUGUUGCUAAUCCCGCUGUUUGGAGUUCACUACAUGGUAUUUGCGGUUUUUCCUGUCCGCAUUUCCCAUAAUUAUCAAAUAAUUUUCGAGUUGUGUCUGGGAUCAUUUCAGGGCCUAGUUGUUGCAAUCCUGUACUGUUUUCUGAACAGUGAAGUACAAGGUGAACUGAAAAGAAAAUGGCGGAGUUGGUGUUUGAACCAAAGAAUGGGCCGAGAUUACAAGCUUCACAGCUCUUCCAUUUCUAGAAAUGGUUCAGAGAGCAUCUCACAGCUGCAUCGUAAUUCAACAAUACAGUUUUCUCUUCAGACAGAAACUUCGGUGAUAUAAGCCGUGUGGGAGCCAGCUAAAGACCAGACAAUGGAUUUCUGUGCACAGCUCAAGUCGAUGUGAUAUUUUCUAAAAUGUAUAGUUUGUACUCUGUUUUGUCUACGUGUCAAGACAUGGGGAUGGCCCAGUGUAGUGCAAAAUACUUUUUUUAAAAAGCUAAGCUCUAGCACUUUUUUUAGUAGCAAGAUGCAUCCCCAGAACAUACAUAACCAAGUCUUUAAUGAAUCUUCAUUAGUUGUCCUUGGUCCAGAGAAUCUUGUGAAUUCCAAUCUGAAAAUAAUUAGGAUUUGCUGGAUAAUUCUUCCAGAGGUCCACAUAACCUGAAGUUUUAGACUCGAGAAUUUUUUCCUGGACUAUGUUUCCCUAGGAUCCCCCUACAUUGCCUGGACUUAGCUACAUACUGCUAUGCCCAGGCUUUGGCGUUAUUGUAGUAAUACAGUAAUAUCCACUCAUGUUACCAUUGCAUGCCAGAUCAUAUCCUGAGCCAUGUUUGCUACUUCCUGAGUGGACUUACUAGGCAUGGGUCUGAGUCAGGCAAGGCCCAUGAUGGUGAAAGUGUGAGGCAAGUUUUAAAACUGGUGAAGUAUCAGAAGCAAAAAUAGGCAGUCAGAUUUCAAUGCCUAGAGGCCAGUUCUUCUGUCAUUUCAUCAGUCUUGUUUUUAUCCACCCUUCCUAAAAGGUGUCCCCCGGCCCAUAUUUUAUCCUCACGACAACUCUGUGGGGUAGGUUGGGCUGAAAAAAUUACUGGCCCAAAUUUAUCUAGUAGCUGACUGGAAGAUUUCAGCUGUCCAAUCUUCAGGCUUCAUGAGAUGUGGCGGCAUCCCUGUCUCCCUGAGAGCCAGCGUGGUGUAGUGGUUAAGAGCAGGUGGAUUCUCAUCUGGAGAACCGAGUUUGAUUCCCCACUCCUCCAC